Messenger RNA from Marmota monax (woodchuck), 3692 nucleotides. It is a transcript of the gene Syt12, whose product is annotated as synaptotagmin 12. The transcript is spliced from 9 exons. Bases 762 to 2069 code for a protein of 435 amino acids. Gene Ontology annotation, cellular component: membrane. Lineage: Eukaryota; Metazoa; Chordata; Mammalia; Rodentia; Sciuridae. Gene Ontology annotation, molecular function: clathrin binding; calcium ion binding; calcium-dependent phospholipid binding. Gene Ontology annotation, biological process: regulation of calcium ion-dependent exocytosis; regulation of dopamine secretion; calcium-ion regulated exocytosis. The record is from RefSeq and is a predicted model, not a curated record.
ACUUAUCCAUUCAAAGAAGGGGAACCUUCCCGCUGCGCUGCCUGUCGGGCUGUUUCCUUUGGGUUCCGGGAGGUUGGCAACAGCGGGUCCGUUUUACAGAUGAAGAAACUGAGGUCUAGAAAGGGAGCAGGAUAACCCGGGGCGCUGCAGGCUGGAGCUAGAACGCAGGCCUGCCGCGUCUGCGUCCAGUGCUCUACCACCCUCUCAGAGGCUCUGGCGAGCCUGUGAAGACCCACCCCUCGCCCUCCCGGGGUCUGGGAGAGAGGUUGAGCUUGGGCUUGGGCGCUCCUCACCCGGGACCCCCGGCCGCGCUUGGGCAUCUCCGGCUCAGACCCCGGCAACGCCGCUCCCGCGAGUGGAGAGAGCGCUCGGGGUUGUCACUUUAAAUUAAAGAGGGAGCGGGCGGGCGGGUGAGCGCGAGGGAGCGCGCGGCGGGCUCCUGGGAGCGUGCCCGGACUGCGGCGCAGCUCCCGUCCGCCGCCCCGGCCCGGCAGAGCCCCCGACCCGCACCGCGCUGCUCCGAGGAGGGCGCCAGGAGACACUGCAGGGGUGGCGUUGCCGCGGGCUGCCGGGCUUGGCGCCGGUGCGUGCGCGCUGCAGAAGGCCGGCCGGGAGCCGCGAGCCGGGACCAGGGAGCCGGAGUCAGCCCCAGGCAGAGCGGCGGCCCCUCGGAAGCAUCGGAGGUGAGGCUUGUGAACGCUCUGAGGAGCCCCUCCAGUGAGCAGCCUGGAGUCUCUGCUCGACAGCCAGCCGGUGUUAAGAUGAAGAUGAGUUCCAGCCACUGCAGGGGCAUCAUGGCUGUGGAUGUGGCAGACGUGGCAGAAUACCACCUGAGCGUCAUCAAGAGCCCCCCUGGCUGGGAGGUGGGAGUCUACGCUGCAGGGGCCCUGGCCCUGCUGGGAAUCGCAGCUGUGAGCCUGUGGAAGCUCUGGACAUCGGGCAGCUUCCCCAGCCCCUCCCCAUUCCCAAAUUAUGACUACAGGUACCUUCAGCAGAAGUAUGGCGAGACCUCCGUGGAGGCCAGGCCAAAGACAAUGCCUGCCUGGAACACCCAGCGGGCCAGGACUCGGGGACCACCCAGUCGCAAGGGCAGCCUCAGCAUCGAGGACAACUUUGAGGCCAUCAGUGAGCUGGGGCCGCUGGAGCUGAUGGGCCGCGAGCUGGACCUGGCCCCCUAUGGGACCCUCCGGAAAUCCCAGUCGGCCGACUCCCUGAACUCCGUCUCCUCCGUGAGCAACACCUUCGGGCAGGACUUCACGCUGGGCCAGGUGGAGGUGAGCAUGGACUACGACCCAGCCUCCCACACCCUCCACGUGGCCGUGCUGCAGGGCAAGGACCUCCUGGAGCGCGAGGAAGCGAGCUUCGAGUCCUGCUUCAUGCGCGUGAGCCUGCUGCCCGACGAGCAGAUCGUGGGCAUUUCCAGGAUCCAGAGGAAUGCCUACUCCAUCUUCUUCGAUGAGAAGUUCUCCAUCCCGCUGGAUCCCACGGCCCUGGAGGAGAAGAGCCUGCGGUUUUCUGUGUUUGGCAUUGACGAGGAUGAGAGGAACGUCAGCACCGGGGUGGUAGAGCUGAAGCUCUCGGUACUGGACCUGCCCCUGCAGCCCUUCAGCGGCUGGCUCUACCUACAGGACCAGAACAAGGCUGCUGACGCAGUGGGAGAGAUCCUGCUGUCCCUCAGCUACCUGCCCACAGCUGAGCGCCUCACCGUGGUGGUGGUAAAGGCCAAGAAUCUUAUCUGGACCAACGACAAGACCACAGCAGACCCCUUUGUGAAGGUGUACCUGCUGCAGGAUGGGAGGAAGAUGAGCAAGAAGAAGACAGCCGUGAAGAGGGAUGACCCCAACCCAGUGUUCAACGAAGCCAUGAUCUUCUCGGUGCCAGCCAUUGUGCUCCAGGACCUAUCUCUCCGUGUGACGGUGGCUGAGAGCAGCAGUGACGGCCGUGGGGACAACGUGGGCCACGUUAUCAUCGGGCCAUCAGCCAGUGGCAUGGGCACCACACACUGGAACCAGAUGCUGGCCACACUGCGCAGGCCUGUGUCCAUGUGGCACCCUGUCCGGCGAAACUAGCAGCCAGGGCAGUCCAGAUGGGCAGCGGAGCCUCUAGAGCCUGGUGCCCACUCGCUCUAUCCAAUGCCCUCUCCAUUGACCAGCUGGAGCUGCGGACACUGGGGUACCCCUGGGAGUCCCCAUCAGCCAACUUGGACCCUCUGUCUGGGAACCCAGGGUCUUCUGCUGCGGACCAGCUAUGGCUGGGCCGGGGCCCAGAGGGGGCAGCUGACACUGGCCAAUUGUGCACCACCUCCAGAUCCUCAUGAGGCCUGUCCUUGGUGUGCAGGGACUUGGCCUCUCAGAGCUGGCAAGCCCCACCCCCACCUCCUGGGAGGCCAGUGACAAGCCUUGCACUGGGACCCCCCCCCGCAAGUCUUGGGGGCCAGACACUGUGCUAGGAACUGGCAGGGGAAACACGAACAAGACACAGGUCCCUGGGCCAUCAGGAAGUCAAAAUCCCCCUGCCCCAGGUAAUCUGCCUAGUGCCAAAUGACAGCAGACUCUUGGGGAGAGGCUCCGGGGGCUGGGGGAACUUGGAGGGCCCCUUAGACAAGGAAGGAGCUGCACUUAGGGGUAGGAGCAGCCUGAGUGUCUCAGGCAGGGGGCACAGCAAGGCACUGGCAAGGACAUGAAAUUCCCAUCACAAACUUGGUUCUCAGCCCCCUGCUGGGCAACAUGGGCCUCUCUGGGGGCUGUAGAAGAGACCCAGAGACCAGGUCCAAACCGAAGUCUAUGGGCCAAAUGGAGGCUCCAGGAUUAUUCUCUGUGAAAUCUCCUUCCCUUUAUCCUCAUCCAUUGCAGGAGCCAGAGGUCCACAGAGACCCAGACCCAGGUCCUCAUGCUGCUCCCAUGCAAAUCAGCCAUUGGAUCCAGAUGUUUGCUGGCGUCCCUCAGCGUGGGCCCUGUGGGGAAGAGAGAAGCUUUAGGUAGCCUGGUUCCCACGCCCAGACCACUGGGCAUCCCGGCUCAAGCUCCCCAACACUGUGGCUUUAGGAAUCGUCCAGUUGCAGCCUAUUGGCUGGAGAAGCUCUGGAGGGAGGAGUGGUACCCCCAACCCGGGGUCCUGUCCAGAAGCAAAGGGACUGGGCUGCUACAUCCCCAGGUGCAGUGAGGGUGUCCUGCCCCUCCAGGUGUCCCAGGAUGAGGAGGCAGCUCUGUAGCUUUAAAGGGAUGACUGGGGGCAGGGUGGUCAGGGUACAUAGCUGCAGUGCCAUCUCUGAAGCCACCCACAGAUGACAGGGGCACUGCCUCUUCCUCAGCUCUGGUGAGCUGUGGAGACCCAGGUCCAACCAGCUACUGCUGAUGACAUGGAGGUAGGAGUGGCUAGAACAGGUGCCCAGAAGGGUCAUGGGCUGGAGGCAGGACCCACUUAACACAACCAGGACCCAGCCUGAGGCCAGGCUGUCCACCCUUGGCCAGCACCACAGGGCCAGGGGACACACCCCCUGGCUUUGCAGUGCAGGCCAUGUCUUCCCACCUGCUCCUUCCCCCUCUCCCUCCCUCUAACUGCAUGACAUGUGGACUGUGUACCCAGGUGGCCAUGGUGGCGAUGGAGAAUGCUGACUGGAAUGAUUCUAGAACCAAAAUAAAUCUGGGGCAGGAAGCAGGGCAUCCAGGGAGCCCUGCCUGGCCCCAAAUCAC